Molecule: messenger RNA, 3773 nt
Organism: Gossypium raimondii (Peruvian cotton)
Lineage: Eukaryota; Viridiplantae; Streptophyta; Magnoliopsida; Malvales; Malvaceae
Product: polyadenylation and cleavage factor homolog 4
Exons: 7
Coding region: 381-3479 (1032 amino acids)
Biological process (GO): termination of RNA polymerase II transcription
Cellular component (GO): cytoplasm; mRNA cleavage factor complex
Molecular function (GO): mRNA binding; RNA polymerase II complex binding
Source: RefSeq, a predicted model, not a curated record
UUUACAAUUAAACCUUUUAACCUUCCUCCUUUUUAAUUUCCACUUUCUAAAAAUAAUUUCUCUGCAUUUUUCUUUUGAUCGGAAUUCUUUGCUCCUUUAUCUUUAGAAAUUAGAAUUAUAAUUGGAACUGGAACUGGAACUGGAAGUGGAAUUAGAAUUAGAAAUCUUCUUCUUUUUCUUUUUGUUGUAUAUGAUAAUCCAUAGGGUUUUAUAUUGUUCCCUUAUUGUAUAGGGUUUUGGAUUCUUUUUAAAGUUUCGAUUUAGGCUAUUGCAAUAUUGUAAUUAUUCCCCUUUUUUGGUAAUUUGAUUUGCUAAUUUGACUGUAAAUGAAAAUAAGAGUGAUUAUUGAUUUAGGAAUUUAGGGUUUUCGAUUUUCUUAUAUGGAGAAUCCGCGUAGAUCAUUUGAUAGAUCCAGAGAACCUGGUUUGAAAAAACCACGGUUAACUGAAGACCUCACUCCGAACCCUAAUAUCCGGCCUUUUUCUCAACGAGCGAACCCAGUUGCCGCCUCUGGUUUGAGAUCCCGGUCCAAUGAUUCCGACAUCAAUGAUUUGAUCAGUGGCGACGGUGGAGCUUACGAACCACAACCAGUGUCACAUCAGCAGCAACACCAGCAGCAGCAAGAGUUAGUUAGCCAAUAUAAGAUGGCGUUAGCUGAGCUCACUUUUAACUCGAAACCAAUUAUUACUAACUUGACGAUAAUCGCUGGCGAGAAUGUUCAUGCCGCCAAGGCCAUUGCUGCUACUGUCUGCGCUAAUAUUCUUGAGGUUCCCAGUGACCAAAAGCUGCCAUCACUCUAUCUUUUAGAUAGUAUUGUAAAGAAUAUUGGGAGAGACUACAUUAAAUGUUUUGCUGCCAGAUUACCGGAGGUGUUCUGCAAAGCAUAUAAACAAGUUGAUCCUCCCUUGCAUCAGAGUAUGCGACAUCUUUUUGGAACUUGGAAAGGGGUUUUCCCUGUUCAGACUCUCCAGGUGAUUGAAAAGGAACUUGGCUUCACUCCUUUGGUAAAUGGUUCAUCUUCAGGAAACACAACAUCCAGAACGGAUACACUAUCACAGCGUCCACCACAAAGUAUUCAUGUAAACCCAAAGUAUCUAGAAAAGCAGCGUCUUCAACAAUCAAUCAAGGUGAAUUUGGCAAAAGGUAUAGUCAAUGAUAUGGCUGGGACUUUGGCCAACUCAAAGGAGGAGUCUGAGAAGUGUUUUAAAAUUCCUGGCAUAGAAGUUAGAAGAACCAGGGGGAAUGUUACUGAUCAGGGGCUUGAUGCGCCUUGGUUUAGAGCUACAAGCAGUGUUACUGAGACUAUUCCCAGCCAGAGGAAUGGUUUCAACGUUAAGCAUGGAUCGCAAAAUUACUCCGCAUCCAAAUCUGUGAAUGCUGAUCCUCGUUUACACCGAACUCACAAUAUUUCUGGUAGAAACAGCGGUGGGUUGUCUAGCAGCUGGAAAAACUCUGAGGAGGAGGAGUUUAUGUGGGAGAUGCACUCUAGGUUGUCUGAACAUGAUGCAACCAACUUCUCUAAUAACUUGAGGAAAGAUUGUUGGACUCCUGAUGUUUCAGAAAAAAUGGAUUUUGAAAGUCAGCUCCACAGACCUCAAAGCAUUCAUGAUGCGGUGUCAAGGUUUGAUAGAGAGACUUCUGCUGAUGCAUUAUCCACUGAGCAGAAGGACAAACCUUCUUUUGGCCGUCAGAUUUCUACUUCAUGGACAGAUGGUCUGCCUGCUAUUAGUUCAAGCCGUUCUGAGAGCUAUUCUGCUAGUCUUGGUGGGUUGCCUACUGGUGCAAGUUCUUCCCUGGCCAGGAUAGGAAUGAGACCACAAACAAGUUCAUCCCAUUUGGGAACCCCAGGCUUUGGGUUUUUGGCGAAUGUGGCAUCAGGACCCACAGGUACUUCUGGAAAGCAGUGUUUUCAGUCUGUAGGAACUGCAUCACCUCCUGAACAGUCUCCUAUGCGCCAGCAUUCACCUUCACCUUCAUUUCCUGCAUGCCACUCCCAUCAACAGCUACAGAAAUUGGCUGAUCCAGAUUAUCAGCAAGUUCUUUCCCUGCCUCGGGCUGAUCCCAAACCAUCUAUUUUUUCAGGAAAGUUGAAUGUUGGGUCUCAUAGAGACUCUCCUCAGACUUCUGCCCCGAUUUCUUUGCAUCCUAGCCGUCAUUAUCACCUUUCACAGCCACCCCUACCAGGCUCCGUGCAGGCUGAACCUUCUGGUCAGACUCAGAAGUCUCUUCUAUCUCAGAUCUCCAAAGUAGAAGCAGCCUCAGCACUUGGAAGUGCAUUGGAGCGUUCUAAUCCACUUGCUAUUGAAACUUCAGAACUAUCAAGUACUAGUAGUCUAUUAGCUGCUGUAAUGAAGACUGGAAUCCUCUCCAGCACUUCAUUUACUGGCAACCUUCCAACUAAGAUUUCUCAAGAUGUUGGGCAAAUUUCACAGCCUCCUCUCCCAAAUUGUCCUCCUGUUUUCACAACCUCAGGCUUGAUUGAUGCUGCAGUUUCAUCAGAUGCAACUCAUGAUGCAAUAGCAGGUGCUCCGAAUAGUUCCCAGGAAAAAGUAGAACAGCUGCCACUGCCUCCUGGACCACAACCUUCAUCUCUUGUUAGUAAUGCCCCAUCGCAAACUUCUGAUGCUGAAAGCAAGGAUACAAAUCCAAUAUCUAACCUCCUGAGCUCAUUAGUUGCAAAAGGUUUGAUAUCUGCAUCAAAGAAGGAUGCUGCAUCUCUCCCAUCUCUUCCGAUGCCCAACCAAAUACAGAAGAGCCCAGGAGUCGAGAGUCCAAGUGAAUCACUGAACAAGAGUUCGGACAUUCAGAGUUCAUCUGAUGCUCCUCGAUCCUCCACAAUGGAUGAGGUAUCAUAUGCUGAACCUGCUCCAAAAUGUUUAGUUGCCCCACAUCAGUCCACCUCAACAGAAGUAGAAAGCUUGAUAGGAUUAGAACUCAGGCCAGAUGUAAUCAGAGAAUUUCAUUCAUCUGUGAUCGGUGGAUUGUUGGAUGACCUUCCACAUUGUUGCAGCUUAUGUGGUCUUCGACUUAAGCUUCAGGGACAGCUUGAUAGACACUUAGAGUGGCAUGAAAUGAAAAAGACUGAAUUAAGAGGUUCUGGUAGGGCAUUGAGGGGAUGGUAUGUGAGGUCAGAUGAUUGGCUUGCUGGAAAGCCUGGGCAAUUGGUAUUGGAUUCCACUGAUUCUCUGAACAAGUUGGAAAAGACAACAGAAAAGGCUGAGCGUAUGGUGCCUGCAGAUGAAAAUCAAUGUGCAUGCUUGUUAUGCGGCGAGCUAUUUGAAGAUUAUUUUAGGCUGGACAGUGGUGAAUGGAUGUUUAAGGGAGCAGCAUACUUGGCUAUCCCAUCAAAGGAGGGUGGGGUGGGAACUACUGAUGGGAGUGCAGCCAAUGGCCCCAUUGUGCAUGCAAAUUGCAUGUCAGAAAGUUCAGUUCGGGACUUGGGACUGUCUGGUGGUAUUAAAGUGGAAAUGGAGGAAUAACGCUGUAAGGUGAAUGAAUGGAGCUAUCAGUUGCAGUGCCAUCAGUAGAGCCCUGACCAAAGAAUCCAGGUUUACUUUGUCCUUAGCUUAAAUGUUAACAAACGGCCCUUGUAUGCUAAUUUUUGUGGUGCUGAGAGUGUCUACUAGUGUUGUUGCUUUUAUCGUUCCCAUUUUUGUUUUCCUUCCUUUCAAAGGUUAAAGUCUGAUAGAAAUAUAAGUGCAUAUAAAUACCUCAUAAUUUUUGCCUUUCCGUGUUUGACAUGUUGCGUUAUAUUAAUAGUUUUUUUUCCCUUU